CCAGAACGAGAGUUGAAACGAAGAGAGCAUUGAUUCCUCCAUUUGGCAAUUUCUCUAGCUCAGAAUCACUCAGUUCUUUUAUUCACUGUUGAAAAACCCAGUUCUGCCUGCCAGCAGCGAUCUUUGCUUCAAUCAACUGUUCAAACUGAACUUUCAACGCUUCCCCUGCGACGAAAAAAGCUUGACCCAUUUCUCCCUGUUAUCCCCAGAAGUCUUCCUCUCGGUGGGUAGGAGGAGGAGAAGCAGGCACCGCAUUAACGGGAAGAGAAGAAUCGAAUCAAGCAAGCCCCACGACAUCUGAAGUUUCUUUUCAGCUGCUACAACUAAAAAGUUGAAAUCUUUCCGAAGAAAAGUUUUCCCCCUUUUCCCCGAAAGGGCCCAAGCAGAGAGAGAAGAUGAUAGCUUUCUUUUAUCAAGCCAGGCACGCCAAGUGCUCGUGAUAAAGACCCAGAGAGCCAGUUUGCGGGAAAUUGGUAAAAGAAAAGUUGAAGAAGAUUGAUUUUUGAGAGAGUUGUUCGUUGGGUAAAGGAUGACGGCUGCUGGAUCGUCCGGGAGACUGCCGACUUGGAAGGAACGAGAGAACAACAAGAGGAGGGAGAGGAGGAGAAGAGCUAUAGCUGCUAAGAUCUACACUGGUCUUCGUUCUCAGGGCAACUUCAGGCUUCCCAAGCAUUGCGACAACAACGAGGUUUUGAAAGCCCUUUGUGCUGAGGCUGGCUGGAUCGUUGAAGAAGAUGGCACCACUUACCGCAAGGGCACCAAGCCGCCUCCUUGUGAUGUAUCAGGCACUCCACCAAACUUCAGUGCAGGUUCCUCAAUGCAGCCUAGCCCACAGUCAUCCAAUUUCCAAAGUCCCAUCCCUUCCUACCACGCCAGUCCAACCUCAUCUUCAUUCCCGAGCCCUUCACGUUUUGAAGGAAACCCAUCUGCCUACCUUGUUCCACUACUCCGGAACAUAGCUUCCAUACCCACAAACUUGUCGCCGCCACUUCGAAUAUCCAACAGCGCUCCAGUAACCCCGCCUCUCUCCUCCCCCACCAGGAGUUCAAAGCCAAAGCCACCUGAUUGGGAGUCACUUGCAAACGGUUCGCUCAUGAAUUCCUUCAGGCAUCCCAUCUUUGCUGCCUCUGCACCUUCUAGUCCCACUCGACGCCACUACCUUGCACCCGUGGCUAUCCCUGAGUGUGAUGAGUCUGAUGUCUCCCCAGUGGAUUCUGGCCGUUGGUUGUGUUUCCAAGGAGUUCCUAGUUCCUCUCAUGUCGCUCCUCCUUCACCGACUUUUCACCUCAUUAAACCGGUUGCAACAGCUAAGGAGAGGAAUAAUGGAGCUGAUAAUGGUCUUAAUUGGGGGAAUGUAACAGCCGAAAGAGGGAAGGGAGGGUCGGAGUUUGAGUUUGGGAAUGGAAAGGUGAAGCCUUGGGAAGGCGAGCGGAUCCAUGAAAUGGGCGUGGAGGAUCUCGAGCUCACGUUGGCAAGUGGGAAAUCGAGAAGCUAG
Linum tenue is the source of this 1495-nucleotide messenger RNA. Lineage: Eukaryota; Viridiplantae; Streptophyta; Magnoliopsida; Malpighiales; Linaceae. The record is from the annotation of a GenBank genome assembly.